CUAGUAUUGUACGCCGGUGGAGAAACCUUUGCCCUCCGCAAGAGAUUGCAGAUUCUCGAGAAGCAGCUGAAACCCAGUAAUCUCACGAAUUUUUCCCACCUGGAAAAAAAAAACCAGAGCGAGAGAUAAUAAAUCAGUUUAAAACCCAGAGAAUCUGAUCGAUUUAAGCUGCUCCGGCGAUCUCUGAGGAAUAAUCGAGGAAUCGCUGGAAUUAGAAGAGAAAGGGAGAAGAAGAUACAAAACAACAUCGUAUUAGUUUGUUAUUUAAUAGUGGCGCAACGAGAAUCUUCAAGGUUUCUGGAAUCCAUCGCUAAUGCUUGUAUUCACUUUCCCAGAUGAAAUCUCAAUCGAGGACCGUAAUUUUUUUCAGAAGGACCUAUAAAUGGCUCUGUUCAGCUGCGGGAGAAGGUUCUCAUGGAGCUUAAAUUAAGCUCUUCGAGGAAAUUUAAAUGUAUUUUUCAACUCCUUAAUUAGAGGAUAACCAUGGAUGUAGAAGCUGCACCGAAAGUGAAAGGCGGGGUCUUUUUGACCUCAAAGACUAUUUGCUUUCCUUCAGUGAUGAUCUUCAGCCUGAUAUUCUUCGAGGAUGGAGGAAGACUAGUAAUCGCUCUUGUUGCGCUUGGAGAAGAAUCAAAUGCGAUCUCAACAACAAACGCGUUACCGGACUCUCCCUUGGAUUCUUAUAUCCCUUAGGUUAUAAUUCCGAUUAUCCUCCUCUAAUGAACCUAACCUUGUUGUAUCCGUUUGAGGAGCUUCAGAGUCUUAACUUGUCGCUGAGCAGCUUGGGAGGCUUGUUCGACGAAAGACAAGGUUAUAAGAGCCUUGCAAGAUUCAGACACCUUGAGAUUAUGGAUCUCAGUUACAAUUUUUUCAACAGCAGUGUCUUUCCAUUCUUGAAUGAGGCUCCGUCGCUCAAGAAGUUGAUUCUUGGUGGCAACUUUAUUAAGAGUGGCUUUCCUGUGAACGAACUGGUUAAUCUGAGAAGUUUGGAAGUACUAGAUCUUAAACUCAACAAUAUCAGCGGCCACUUACCAGGAAAAGAGCUCACCAAUCUGCAAAAGCUCAAAGCUUUGGAUCUAAGUGAGAACCAAUUCUCUGGUUCACUGCAAAUGCAAGGAAUUUGCAGAUUAGAGCAGUUGCAAGAGCUUCGGCUUAGUAAAAAUAGAUUUGUGGGUGAAUUCCCUCUCUGUUUAUCGAGCUUCUCCAAACUCCGAGUUCUUGAUCUAUCAUCGAAUCACCUUAGUGGGAAGCUUCCAUCUUUCAUCAGCAACUUAAAAUCCAUGGAGUACUUAUCGCUACACGAUAACAACUUCGAAGGGUUGUUCUCGUUGGAUUUGAUCGCUAAAUUGACAGAGCUCAAGGUUUUCAAGCUCUCUUCCAGGUCUAGUAUGCUGAAAGUAGUAGAGACUAAUGGUUCCACUGGCCUGAAAUCGCAGCUAAGGAGUCUCACAUUGGCAAACUGCAACCUGGGGAAAGUCCCCGGUUUUCUCUGGUAUCAGAAGGAAAUGCGGGUACUCGAUCUAUCGAGCAAUACGCUAUCCGGAGUGUUCCCCACUUGGCUGCUGGAGAAUAAUACAGAGCUUCAGGUUCUGUUGUUGCAGAACAAUUCAUUCAACACCCUUACACUUCCAAGACUGCACAUGUUGCAAUUUCUUGAUCUUUCAGCUAAUAACUUAAACGAUCAACUCCCCAAAGAUGUCGGUUUGAUACUUCCUUGGUUGAGACAUUUGAAUCUCUCAAACAACGAGUUUCAUGGGAACAUGCCCUCCUCUGUGGCCAGAAUGGAAGAUAUCGAGUUUAUGGACCUAUCAUAUAACAACUUCUCAGGGAAAUUGCCACGAAACCUAUUCACGGGUUGCUACUCACUGAAAUGGCUGAAGAUCUCUCACAACAGAUUCAGCGGUCCAAUUAUUCGAAAGUCGAGCGAGGAGACCUCGUUAAUGACUUUGAUCAUGGACAGUAACAUGUUCACUGGGAAGAUCACGGACAAUCUACGCAGCUUAAGGCUCUUGACGGUGAUAGACUUAUCCAACAACUUCCUCACGGGUACGAUUCCAAGAUGGUUAGGCAACUUCUUCUUAGACGUUCUGAGGAUCUCAAAUAACCGUUUACAAGGUGAGAUUCCACCUUCUCUGUUCAACAUGCCGUACCUCUGGUUAUUGGACCUUUCUGGAAACUUCUUGUCGGGGAACUUACCUCGGCGCUCGGACUCGGAGUACGGCUAUAUAUUGGACUUGCACAGCAACAAUCUCACUGGAACUAUUCCAGACACGUUGUGGAAAGGAAUGGUUUUGCUUGAUCUGAGAAACAACCGACUGUCUGGAAACAUCCCUCGGUUCAGGAGCACCCCGAGCAUCGAUGUUAUUCUGUUGAGAGGGAAUAACUUGACGGGAAAGAUUCCAGACGAGCUAUGCGGUUUAAGCAACGUAAGAAUGUUGGAUUUUGCUCACAACAGAUUGAAUGAGUCCAUACCUUCGUGUCUCACUAAUCUAUCGUUUGGUUUGGGAGGAGAUGGUCAUGCUGAUCCAGCUUGGUACCCGCCGAACAUGUUCUCAUACGAGAUGGAUAUAUACACCGAAGCAUAUUACGAGUCUGUACUUGUGUCAGACCGGUUUGCUCUAGACUACUCAGUAGAUUUCAAAGUCCAAGUCGAGUUUGCUGUGAAACAGAGAUAUGACUCAUACAUGAGAGGAACUCUUGACCAGAUGUUUGGCCUUGAUCUGUCGAGCAAUGAGUUAAGCGGUGAAAUCCCGGAAGAGUUAGGAGAUCUCAAGAGAGUACGUUCGUUGAACCUCUCGCGGAAUUCAUUAUCUGGUUUCAUCCCCGGAAGCUUCUCCAAACUGAAAAGCAUAGAAAGCUUGGAUCUUUCUUUUAACAAGCUACAUGGAACCAUUCCGUCACAACUCACAAUGCUGCAGUCUCUUGUCGUAUUUAACGUGUCUUACAACAAUCUCUCAGGUGUGAUUCCGCAAGGUAAACAGUUCAACACUUUUAGUGAGAAAAGUUACUUGGGUAAUCUUCUUCUUUGUGGAUCACCCACCAACAGAAGCUGUGGUACUACUAUGAGCUCAGGACAAGAAGAGGAAGAAGAAGAAGAAGAAGAAGACGUAGAAGAAGAUGAAAGACUCGAAACGGUGGUCUUGUGGUGGAGCGUGGGUGCGACCUAUGUAACGAUUUUGAUGGGUUUUUCUGUCUUCAUGUGCUUUGAUUCUCCUUGGCGUCGAGCAUGGUUUCGCCUUGUUGAUGCUUUUAUCGAUCGUCUAAAAGAUGUACUCGGAGUUAUCUGAGAUAGGUUUCGAGGAUAAUGAAAACCAGAAGUAAAUUUCUUGCAAUAUUUGAUUAAUUAUCCAAUCUUAUU
Eutrema salsugineum is the source of this 3358-nucleotide messenger RNA. RefSeq names its product probable LRR receptor-like serine/threonine-protein kinase At4g36180. Lineage: Eukaryota; Viridiplantae; Streptophyta; Magnoliopsida; Brassicales; Brassicaceae. The record is from RefSeq and is a predicted model, not a curated record. The transcript is spliced from 6 exons. The coding region runs from base 720 to 3287 and encodes 855 amino acids. Gene Ontology annotation, molecular function: protein binding.